CCGGCUACGCUUAUAGCGGCGGGGGGGCGGCGGCGGCGGCCACGACAGGACGCGAUGGAACGAGUCGUGCUGGUGACCGGUGCCAGCGGCGGUGUGGGGCUAGCGCUGUGCCAACGGCUGCUGGAGGAGGAUGGCCGCAUCCAUCUCUGUAUCGCCUGCCGCAACGCUCAGAAGAGUGAAGCCACUCGCGACCUCAUCCUGGCCGCCCACCCCAAUGCCCAGGUCUCCACCGUGGAGGUGGACCUAGGUAACCUGGCUUCGGUCCUGCGUGUAGCCCGUGAACUCCGCUGCAGGUUUAAGCGCCUGGACUUUGUCUACCUCAAUGCUGGGAUCAUGCCCAACCCACACGUGAACUUUAAGGCACUCUGGCAUGGUCUCCUCACUGGGAGGCUGCUUCACAUGUUGACCACUGCAGAAGGCGUCAUGACCCAGACAGACAGGCUUAAUGGAGAUGGACUGCAGGAGGUGUUUGCUACCAACCUCUUUGGACACUUUAUCCUGGUUCGUCAGCUCGAGGCUCUGCUCUGUGGCAACGAGAAGCCCUCACGACUCAUCUGGACCUCUUCCAGCAAUGCCAGGGAGUCUGCCUUCAGCCUUUCUGACUAUCAGCAUGCCAAGGGGAAGGAAUCAUACAGCUCCUCCAAAUAUGCUACUGACCUGACCAGCGUGGUUCUGAACAGGAAAUUCAAUAAGCAGGGUCUGUACUCCAGUGUUGUUUGUCCUGGCCUUGUUAUGUCCAACAUGACCUACAGGAUUUUGCCAGUCUUUCUGUGGAAGCUGCUGAUGCCCAUCAUGUGGCUGAUCCGAUUCUUUGCCAAGACCUACACUCUGACACCCUACAAUGGAGCAGAAGCUCAUGUGUGGCUGUUCAAACAGAAGCCAGAGUACCUGGAUGAGCUUGUCAAAUACCACAGCUGCACUUCUGGAUUGGGAAAGAGCUAUGUGGAGCCCAGAAAGAUUGAUGUGGAUGAAGAAACUGCUGAGAAAUUGUAUGAGAAGCUGUUGGAACUGGAGAAGCAAACUCUGGAGAGAUACAGUGAUCUGCUAGAUUAACUAAAGGCAGUCUCAGCUGGGUGUCAGUCUUGUAUCAGGGACAGGAGCUGUUUUCCAUCCCUUUCUGGUGCUACUGAAAUAAAUGUUGCCUGCUGUUCUGCAGGCACAUGGCUUCAGACCCCACCUUGCUUCCUGGCAGAAGGUGAACAGUUCCUGACAAUGGAGGUGUGGAAACUGAAGGGAAAUGCUUUUUAGUCUCUUUUUUUGUUAGGGGAUAGUUUUCUGGCAUAAAACUGGAGCCCUGGAGUGGGUGGAUGCUGCCUCAACAGGGCUGCAAAGCAGUGCCUGGCAAAAGCAUGACUGAGCUGUGCACAGCUCAGGAGCAGCCUCUCAAAACAUCUGCCCUGCACCAGCUUGGCUCUGGCAGUCUGUCUGGGUGGUUCAAAUGCAUUGCCUGGGGGGGAUCCUGAAGCACUUGAAGGCUUGUCUUCAGAGGAGCUGCUCUCACCCUGGCACACCAAAGCUGGGGCAAACCUUGCAGACAUGCUCCACAAGGCUGAACCUUACUGCAGGGCAAGCUCUGCUCAGCAUCUGA
This is a messenger RNA of Dryobates pubescens (Downy woodpecker), 1588 nucleotides long. It is a transcript of the gene HSD17B7, whose product is annotated as hydroxysteroid 17-beta dehydrogenase 7. Gene Ontology annotation, biological process: cholesterol biosynthetic process. Lineage: Eukaryota; Metazoa; Chordata; Aves; Piciformes; Picidae. Gene Ontology annotation, molecular function: 5-alpha-androstane-3-beta,17-beta-diol dehydrogenase (NADP+) activity; estradiol 17-beta-dehydrogenase [NAD(P)+] activity; 3-beta-hydroxysteroid 3-dehydrogenase (NADP+) activity. The record is from RefSeq and is a predicted model, not a curated record. The coding region runs from base 55 to 1053 and encodes 332 amino acids. The transcript has 9 exons. Gene Ontology annotation, cellular component: endoplasmic reticulum membrane.